UCCUCAAAACCAGCUACUGUUCAUUGACCUGAGGCAUCACAGUAGAAACUGCAACGCUGGACUCAAUGGCUCCUUAGAAAGAAAUUUCAGUGUUCUGGAUGGAAGCUUUUUCUUUGGGUUCUGGAGAAUUAGCAGAAGGUGACCCAUGAGAGUUUCUUUUUCUGUACCCAGACUGGAAUUAGCCCAAGGAUUGUUCUCAGGAGAACAAUGGAUAAUAAUACUACAUGCAGUAUAAAUAACCAUGUGGAUAAGUAUUUGUUUCCUGUUGUUUACAGCAUUGUGAUUGUGAUCGGUAUUCCUGUCAAUUGUAUAUCCCUCUAUGUAUCCUGCAUGCAGGUGAGGAAGAAAAAUGAGUUAGCAAUCUACCUCUUCAGUUUAUCCCUGGCUGACCUCUUCUACUGUCUGAUUCUACCUCUGUGGAUCGACUACACAUCAAGGGGAGACAACUGGCAGUUCUCUUCCUUGCUGUGCCAGAUUUCUGCCUUCAUUAUACAAACAAAUUUUUACACCAGUGCUGCUUUUCUCACCUGCAUCUCUGCUGACAGGUACCUAGCCUUAGUUUACCCACUGAGGUUCCAACAUCUGCGCUCAAGAAGAUGCGCUUUGAUCAUCAGCAUAUUUUUUUGGGCUUUAGAAACCAUCUUCAAUUCCUCAGUUCUGACCCAUAAAGAAACGUUCACUAAAGUUUGCAUGUCCAGGAAUUAUACAAUAUGUUAUGAUAAAUACCCCAUGGAACUUUGGCAAGUCAAAUUAAACAUAUUCAGGAUAAUUACAGGAUACACAAUCCCUUUGACAAUCAUUCUGUUUUGCUACUACAAAAUUUACCAAGUUGUAAGACGUAAUCAAGCCACGGAGGACAGAGAAAAAAGGAAAAUCAAGAAGCUGUUACUGAGCAUCACUGUUACUUUCAUUGGUUGCUUCACCCCCUACCAUACUGUGCUGCUCAUUCGCAGCAUUGAAGACUCCCCUUAUAUGUAUGCGAUUUACAGGAUCAUACUGGCUUUAACAAGUUUGAACUGUAUUACUGACCCAAUUCUGUACUGCUUUGUAAGUGAAUCUGGGAGGACAGAUAUCCUGAACUUGUUCAAAUGCUGCUUUUCUAUGCAGCACACUGAGUUAAGCCAGCCCAGAACGGUUGUUGUGUCUAGUACUAUUUUCAAAAGCAGUAGACGAGGGACCAGUGGGGACCUGUGUGUGAAACUAAGCCACCUUUAAAAAGACCUGAUAUAAUGAAUUGUCAAAGCAAGGCUUGAUAAUGAAUACAGAAAGGCCAAAUUCUUCCCUCAUUUACAUCCAGCAAACACCACUAAAACUGAAUUAAACUAUCCUGAGAAAAGUGAAAUCAGCAGAGUUGCAGGGGUGUAGCUGAGGACAGUAUUUUUUUACAGCUUUUCAUAUACAAGGAAGAAAGAAGAAUGCAUACUCUAGUGAUUACAGGUGAUAAAUAGGAGCCAAAUUCUCUCAUGGGAUCUAACAAAGAGACAUUAAGUCACUGAAAUCAACGGAAACUACACCUACCCCAAGUGGACCGGUAAAUCAGGCCUAGUAUGAUCUUUGAUGGAAUGUUUUUGGCCAACCUGUGUAGCACACCUCUAGCUCGGGCUGUUUGAUGGAGAACCGCCAGGCAAAAGUUCUCUACCUACGGUGGUCUUAGACAGCUAUAUAGAAACAUUUGUCAAAGCAUAUGUUUGUGCAUUUAAUUUACACAUGUCCCUAUCACAUUCAUCCUGGCAAACACCACUGGUUGUGCCUGUUCAUAUCAUCCAUGAAUCGGAUACUCAGACACUUUUCUAAAUUAAAAAAAAAAGAUCCUCACUAUUCUUGGUUGUAAUGACCACAUCUAAGUGGCCCUGUCUUUUGGCCUAUUUUUUCUGCAUUAUAUAUUAGCAUCUGUCCAACAAAUUCUUAUGUUCAUUUAUUUUUUCACAUAUGUAUGUUGUUUGUAUCAUAGUUUAAGCACAUAUACACAUAAAACACACACACACACACAAAACAUUUAAACUACA
Messenger RNA from Gavialis gangeticus (Gharial), 2006 nucleotides. RefSeq names its product G protein-coupled receptor 65 (gene GPR65). Gene Ontology annotation, biological process: G protein-coupled receptor signaling pathway. Gene Ontology annotation, molecular function: G protein-coupled receptor activity. The transcript is spliced from 2 exons. The record is from RefSeq and is a predicted model, not a curated record. Lineage: Eukaryota; Metazoa; Chordata; Crocodylia; Gavialidae. Bases 208 to 1215 code for a protein of 335 amino acids. Gene Ontology annotation, cellular component: membrane.